AGAACAACAAAAAUACAUAACUCAGCUAAGGCUUCAAAAUUCACUAAUUCAGCGACCAACGGCGAAUGAGAGAUUAAUCUAACUUUAAUUUUUCAAAAUGAGAAACCGCAAUUAAUUGUGAUAUCAAAUUUCUUUCCGAUCUCAGUAAUAUAUAUUUUUUAUAUUAAUUUCAUAUCAAAUCCCUAAGUUUCAUCCAAAGCAAAUGGCUAAACGACGAAGAAAACUACGAUCUCUUAUCGCCCAAAAAUCCGCCGAACCAGAGAACACAAAUUCACUGAAACUAUCUCUCCUCAUAGGUUCCAUUUUGUUCAUUGGUUUCUUGGCAGCUGCAUAUUUUAGUAAAAUCAGUACUUCAAUGUUAUGGGGAGAUUUUCUGACCACCUAUCGAAGCCAAUAUAACCUCAUUGUCCACGGGAAGAAAGACUAUUGCCUGCCCGGCCUUGACUCGACGACACUAUUCUCCAAAAUCGGAGCCAAAGUACUGAAUCAGGAAACUGCUCUGUCCGCCAUAGAAUUGCAGUUUCGAAAUGAAAGUAAAUUUGUUGCCAUUGGAAUUGCUGGUGCUUCAGGAAUCGGAAAGAGCCUCUUUGCCCAAGAACUAAUGGCAAAUUUCCCCUGGCAAGAGAACGUCCAAACUCAUUACUGGUCUACCUUCAGCAUCGAAGACAACAAGCAACAAGCUCAAACAUUAAGGAAUCAUCUCUCCGAAUGUGGAAGGAAUUUGAUUGUAAUUGACAACCUGCAUCCAAGAGAUGUGGAUUUCAUUCGGGAAUACAAUAAGAUGCUGAGCGAGCAGGGCUCUGUGAACCUUGCAGUCGUUUAUGUGUUCAAUGUCGUGACAUACACAGAGGAGCAAAAGCAAAGCUAUAAUGACACUCUCCAAUCACUGGAACAAUCAUUAGAAGAUGUAAGAAUUGUGGAAUUUCGAAAAUUCGAUUCGAAUGAUGUAAGAGAAUGUAUACGACAUGAAGUCAGAAAUUUGAAUCUGACUCUUGAAGGUGGAGACUUUGAGGAAGUGGCAAAAUUGAUUGACGCAGACCGUUCGGGUUGCAAGAAUGUUUAUUCCAAAGUGUUGAUGUUUGGAAAGAGAAACAAUUUGUAGAAAGAAUAUUUAUGUAAAUUAUUUUUUUGUGAUCUUAAUAAAAAGACUGCUUCACAAUGAUGUGGAGACAAAAUUGCCAAUAAAAU
Messenger RNA from Eupeodes corollae, 1188 nucleotides. RefSeq lists its product as uncharacterized. NCBI's taxonomy places the organism in Eukaryota, Metazoa, Arthropoda, Insecta, Diptera, Syrphidae. Bases 203 to 1102 code for a protein of 299 amino acids. The transcript has 2 exons. The record is from RefSeq and is a predicted model, not a curated record.